Molecule: messenger RNA, 1131 nt
Organism: Mobula hypostoma (lesser devil ray)
Lineage: Eukaryota; Metazoa; Chordata; Chondrichthyes; Myliobatiformes; Myliobatidae
Product: immunoglobulin lambda-1 light chain-like
Exons: 3
Coding region: 90-827 (245 amino acids)
Biological process (GO): immunoglobulin mediated immune response
Cellular component (GO): blood microparticle; IgG immunoglobulin complex
Molecular function (GO): antigen binding
Source: RefSeq, a predicted model, not a curated record
AUCUGGAACCGGAGACCCUCCCGGUGUUUGCAGAACAGCACGGUUCGAACGGAAAAUUGAACGCUCGCUGUCUCCAUCUGUCCGGAGCAAUGUCACGAGUACUUCAUCUCCUGUGGGCUCUGCUGGUCCAUUUAUCAGGUAUCCUGACGGCCCCAGUCCUCAAUCAGACGCCAAUGUCGGGUCCCGUCUCCGCGGGACAGACCGCCCGCUUAGAAUGUCGGAUCCAGAACGGUAACGUUGGAAGUUACUAUAUGAACUGGUACCGACAGCGUCCCGGAGAGAGACCGCAGUGGGUGAUUAGACACGAUCCACAGGGUGAUGAUGACAUAUACCGAGGGACAGGGAUAACAAACCGUUUCCAACCGUCCAGAGACACCUCCAGCAACAGUCACAUCCUGACCAUCGGCAGCUUGGAGCCCCGGGACUCUGCUGUCUAUUACUGUACAGCAUGGGAUAAUGCAUUGAUCUUCGGCCCAGGCACUAUUCUGGAUAUAAAGAGCAGCGAGUCCCGGAGACCUUCAAUUCUCCUUCUCCCUCCCUCUCCGGAGGAGACCGGCACGGGUUCGGCCACUCUCUCCUGUCUGGUGAGUGGUUUUAAGCCGGGCUUGGUAGCGCUGCGCUGGAGCGUGGAUGGAGUCGAGACUGAGAGUGGGGUGACCACAGGCGCCGUGUCGGCAAACACCGACCAGACCUACAGGCUGAGCAGUUACCUGCGAGUAUCCGCCGAUGCCUGGAAAAAGGGUUCAAGCUAUGCCUGCAGCGUGAGCCACAGUUCGCUGAGCUCGCCUUUGCGGAACACCAUCUCUUCGUCGGCUUGUGCGCAGUAAGGCCGCGGCGUCCGGCAGCACAGUCGGUUUGUUAGCUCCUGCAUAAUGCAGUGAAACUCUCACUGGGACUGUGCAGCGACCUUAUGCAAUGUAAUUGUGCAGUAAUGUUUUAAUGGGAACAAUCAACCGUAUAAUAAGUUUGGAAAGUCACGCGAUGAUUGUCUUUCGCGACGCGUACUUCUCUGUAGAAUUGUAACUACUGUGCUGUGUCUGAAAUUCCACUGUGUAUAAAAUGGGUAGAUCUGCGUGUAGAAGGUGACCGUGUUGUGAUUGGAUUUUGUGAUAAACGCAGCUCGUAAUGGAA